AUGGCAUCGCCUCCCUUCCCCGUCGAAGCAAUCACCCGCCUCCUCGCCGACCUGGCCUCCCGCCAUCGCCCCUCUCCCGGAGGCGGCCGCUCCGGGGACCCCGUCGCAGCCUCCGUCUCCUCCCUCGCCGCGGCCCUCAACCCCCAUGGCCGCGGCGUCUCCCCCUCCGGAACCAGGGUUCUCGACUCGGUGCUCUCCCUCAUGUGCUUCGACCCACUGGAGGUGGAUAGGGCUCGCGUCGACUGCCUGGUCCGCACCACCGUCUCCGCGCUCUCUGCGUCGAUAUCGUGUCGAGUGGAUCGUACCGAUGGCACCGAGAUGCUCAGCGUCGGGGGCUCCGUCGCUCCCGGCGAUUGCCGUGAGCUGGUACGCUCGUGCGCUGCCCUCCUGGAGAAAUUUGGGGAUUCUGAUGUCGCAGAACACUCCUAUGAACUAUUGUAUGCAGUUGUGAAAGCGGCACUGUUAUCCCCCCAUUAUCAGUCCCUCUUUCCUUUACUGUACUAUAGAGAUGAUGAAGGUAACACCAAUGAUACGGUGACCAUUUCUUCAGUGUUAGCAAGGCAUCCAACUUAUCAAGUGCUUCCUAGUGAUUACACAAUCCCCCUGAGGGUCCUUUUAUGGCAUAUGAGUCCAUCAAUUCUAAAACACGAACUUUCAGCUCUACUACAAGAAGCUGUUAGAAGGCCCUUGCUUUGUCUGAGAAAAGAAUUACAUGAUCGGAUGGCAUGGCGUGUGAUUGUAAUAUGCUUGGUUUGCUCACCACUUACUUUUAUGGAGACAAGAUCAUUAUUUCAUACUUGGUUUCUUAUGACGUAA
Messenger RNA from Oryza brachyantha (malo sina), 816 nucleotides. RefSeq lists its product as uncharacterized. The transcript is spliced from 4 exons. Lineage: Eukaryota; Viridiplantae; Streptophyta; Magnoliopsida; Poales; Poaceae. The coding region runs from base 1 to 816 and encodes 271 amino acids. The record is from RefSeq and is a predicted model, not a curated record.